Messenger RNA from Thelazia callipaeda (thelaziosis nematode), 429 nucleotides. NCBI's taxonomy places the organism in Eukaryota, Metazoa, Nematoda, Chromadorea, Rhabditida, Thelaziidae. The record is from the annotation of a GenBank genome assembly.
AUGGAUCGUGAUGAACCUCGCUCCCAGUCUCAAAGCAAAACACGUAUGGUUGUGGAUCAAACCAAGGUAAGGCAAAUUGGCGAAGAGCGUUUGGGUGAAGAUAACAAAAGCGAUGGAUAUAUGCAAGUCGAGAUUUCGCUUGCAAUGGAAAAAGUGCUUGAUAAUUCUGUUCAUUCAACCGAUAAUAUCUCAGAGAGAGUCAGAUAUGAACCAAAAACUCCGAAUGAUACAGAACAGGUCAAAUCGCAAGUACAUGAAGAACACGAAAGCGAUAAAAGAAAGUAUACUGAUGAUUACGGGAAAGAAUUUGACGCAUGGAUUAUAAGUGAUGAUGGAAGACGUACUAGAAGUCAUACCAAUGAAAGUUAUAGCAGUGUUCUUGAAAGUGAUGAAAAACAUUCGACAACAAGGUUAAUUGACGUAAAGUGA